GUUCGAGAUGUUUCAGGUCAGUCGGACAACAACGCCGCUAACAGCACAAGCGACACUUAUUUUGUAGCUAACGCUAGGUCAAUUUGGCCAAUAGCGCAUAUUUAGGAAGAUUUGUAACUGCGUUAUGAUUUCGACAAAAAUGUCAGUUUUUCAAGGACAGAUUGGCUCCAUUUUGGAGAUAAUGGUCAGCGCGACUGUUACAGAAAUUAGCAAAGUUAUCGAGGGUUCUGUAUCGUCUGAAGUGCCAUCAACGGGAGAGAACGCGAGUGAAACCCCAAACGAACAGGUAUAUCUGCUGAUUGUGUAAAGUAAGGCAUUUUGUUAACUAGCCCGCUAGUUAAUUGCACCGACGUUGCAGCCUCCACUCCACCCAGGGGCGUAAUCAUUACGUCGAAGACGUUUACUCCAAACGGAAAACGCAAACGAGAGUUUGUAUUUGACAAAUUCAAGAAGAGUCAUCCUCAUUUCGUUAUGUUUGGUUCUUAAAGAUGCACUAUGCAGAAAUCUCUCCGCCAUUUCCUGGUUGUUAAAAUUCUGAUAGUUCGCCUAAUUUAUAGUUUGUGACUAGACAAGCAAGUAUAGUGUAGAGAAUCAUUGUUCCAUCUAAACCGCUGUGAAAUAUUUUCCAUAACCAAAAAUAUUGUAUUUGCAGCGGUUUGUUGCUGGUGUAUGAAAGUAAAAGAGUCAAAAACGAAACUUAAGCACGGGAAACAUAGAAAUAGCUCACAUAAAACAUGUACGGCUUCUUAGGCUUGCUUUCAAUGAGAAUGACCGAUCAAUGAGAAUGGUAGAUCAGGAGCCCAUGCCUUUACAGCUGAAUGAAGACUGUUUUAGGUAUGACCCGGUCCACGGGGAGACCAGUGUAUUGCCGGCUGCAUACAAUGCUUUUGGAUGGUAAGACGAAACCAUCAGUAUCGCCAUCUGAUGGCCUUUGGGCUACAUUCUAAACUGAAGACCAUGAUUAGUUGAUUAUUGGAGUCAGGUUUGUUAGUAGGGGCUGGGAUCAAGUUUCGUAAUGAUUAGGUUGAUAUAAGUAGGACACGUGACAUCCCGGCAACUUUGAGCUGUGCCUGGUGAUCACUAGUUGCCACAGUCAUAAUCCCUGCCUAUUUCUACAAUUUAUCUUCUUGUGAUUUUAAAAGUCCUAACCUUAACUACACGGUGAACCUUAUGCCUAACCUUAAAUUAAAAGCACCAUUUUGUUUUCAUACAUUUUUAUGAUUUUGCCAAUUUAGACUUUGUGGCUGGGGUAACUAGUGGAAACCGUUAUGCCUGUGAACAAGAGGCACGUCUGCCCUUUCAUUGGCUAGAAUGGUCCCACCUGAUUUUGCCGCCUCCAGAAUGCCUUCCAUUUUUUAUGAUAUUUAUUUUCGUUGUUACAGCGGCCACUAGAGUAUCUGGUCAAUAUAAUAGAUAAUCUGUGCCAUCCCUUAGCCCAGGCCCAGCAUUAUGUGCAGGCCUUAGGGGGCCUGGCCCACCCUACCGUACCUCCUUGCCCAUCCAAAUAAAAUAUUUAAAUAUUGAUAAUUUAUAUGACCAAGACGUGCCUAGAGAAAGACUCAUCAACCUCAGAUAAAUCAUCUGAGCGUGUGAAACGGCGCCCCUCUGUCUCAGUAUGUGUAGCCCAUGUAUCUGAUGCUGUCUGGACAAGAAGUAUGGCAUGUCAUACUCUUUUUGACCAGACAACAUCAGAUACAUGGGCUACAUAGUAAGACGGUGCUUUUUCAAUCGCUCUGAUGCUUUCUCGGGUGAAAUGGUAGUUUCAGCCACUUGCGAAUUGAAGGGAAGUUGACGGGUGCACUGUUCGGAUGCUGGAAUUAUUUUUGGACGAACGUGCAAAGGUAACCUACUUGAAGUGUAUUGUUUGACAAUCAGAUGAAAGCAAGACUGGAUGUGUUCAUGCUACAUUAAAAGGUAAUACAUUUUUACAGUUUAAAUUACUUGUCUUUACUAUAAAAUCCACACUAGAACCGCUAAAGCAGUCAUUUGGACUGCUCAUGAAUUUAAAAAAUGUAUUACUCUGCCAUUUUUAAAGUCAUGCCGCUCUCCGUCAUUGACUAUUCUUUGUUGUUAGAAUCAUAUCACAAACAGAACUGGUAUUAUAACCAAUUUUAGGAGGGCAUGUCAUUUAAAAUGGUUUUCCCCUGUUGCCCCUCCUCCUGACAGUAGGGCCUGCGCCCCUCCCAAUAGUUGAAGGUGCCGUGCCCAGUUGAUAAUCACCCUGAUAAUUGCCUCAACUGAACCUAAACCAUACCAAAAUCGAAUUUUUCACUUAUCACAACAGAUGAAAUAAAUGAAGUAAAGUAUGAUGGGGGAGUUGAGGAACGAGGGGAAGUGGACGAUGCAUAAUUAUGUAAUCACCAAUUGUGAAUGAAGAACAGGUCGGGCCAUUCUAUUGUAUUGAUCUAUUCUAAUUAUAAUCAGUCCACCGAAUCCAAGCAGUCCUAUCAGUCUACUCUGGCCUACUUGGAGUACAGUCAGCGAGGGCGUGCAUCAUUUACAAUGGCAUGAAGGCCAAGACAAAUGGAUGGACAUGUUGCGUUAGCUUUGCUACCAAAUCUGAAUGAAAACAUCUGAUGGUGGGCGAUAAAUUAAUCCUGAUGACAUCUGAUGAUUAUUCUUCUGAGCCUCAGUCUGAAUUUACACCUCCGAGGCCUAAGUGUCAAAAAGCCAGAACGGUGCGCACUGAGAGAGGAAGGGACGGCACCGUUUGCAUAGAACAAGCCGGUGACAAUGCUAUGGGCAGAUUAUCAGCACAAAAUGUUAUCUCUGAGAGAGCAGUCCCUAAAAAACAUUAGCAAAGAACUCAUCAGCUUUCAUUGUUUAUGUGGCAUUCUUUAAUUGAUGCCAUUGCGUGAAGACGUACACCAUGUAAGCACGAGCUGACAAUAAUUGACUAUUUUUGACUGCUGACAUAUCGACACUUUUAUAUUCAUUAAAAAGCCAUUAUUGCUUUUGUGCUGAUCACAAUUUAUCAAGCACACCUGACGCUUAUAAUGAUGUUUAGGCUACUGAUGUUUUCAUCAUUUGACCGCGCAUGUUGCUGACUGUGCGUCUUGGUUGUUGGGGUAUUUUUUUAUUUUGUUAUAAAAAAUUAUGUUACUGUGUUCCAACACAUAUGCUUUCUUUUUCAUAGUUAUAACAAAGAGCCUCCACGAAUACAAUUGAUUGAACACUUGAAUUUGUGCAUUUUGUGUUUUUUUUUUUUGUGUUUAAAAAAACAUGCCCCCCUAUGGAAAUCAAAUGCCCGUCCAACCGAUUUGUUCUGGUGCUGCGGCCCUGCCUUAGCCUGGAGACAUGACAUUGAAUUUCAUUGGAUUCCGCAUCGGGCAUAAAUGAGCGUAUGGAUCAGGAAAGUUUCCUCUCACGACCUCUACAAGCCAGAAUGUUAAAUAAAAUUAUAUUUUAACUUACUUUACCGGUUCUCUGUCCGGUAAAGUUAAAAUGUUAUUCAAAAUUCUGGCUUGUAGAGGUCGUGAGAGGAAACCUUCCUGAUUUCUAGGCUACCCAUCCCUGAUCUAGUGCUAAGUCUGGUUGAUUUAGCUAAUACAUUACACUAGUACUUGCCACAGGGUUGGCUCAACUGGAAACAUGUUUGUAUAAUUUAGAGCUACAAGCAUUUAUCAUAAUCACCAGAAAGACUUGUCAGCAACGUUUAUAAUGGUAGCUAGCUAGUUAAGUUUGUUCUGUGAAUAAUGAAAUCUGUAUGCCCUCAACUUGCUUUUGCUCUUUACUCAGUUGACCCAGUUGACCUCUUUCAUGGAGAUACUGGCAAAGGAGGCUGUGGACAAAAUCUGCAAGCUAUUCAACGAGUGCUCCUCCGUUCUGCAUCUGGAAGUGUCUCAGAGUCAAACUGAGAAUGAGGACUUGAAGAAGAGGCUGGACGCAGUUGAGACCGAACUGAGGACUGUCUUAGAAGGGAGUGGAGGACAAGAGAACACAUCAGCCAAUGGCUGCUGCAGUGAAGUCAAGAUCACCCACCAGUUAAAAGGCACACAACCAGGUGAGCGUUGGCAUUAUUUAAGAUAAGCCAUCCAUGGGAUUUUAGAGUGCUUUGGUAGACUGUUACUAAAACCAGUGCUUUUGAAUUAAAUGCAAACCUUUUUGAUUUUGACUGCAAUCUUUUUCAGGCUUCUGCUCUGGUGAUGCAGAAGUGAAACGAUCCCCCAUCCUCCACCUGUGGAAAGGGAGAAUUCCCUCAACUGUAAACGAGGUAGGCUUAUUUGCCUAACUGACAAUAUUCUGUGAGAGGUUUAGUUCUUGGAAAGCUGUCUGGAAUUACUAGGGGGUACAGAAAGUAAUAACCUAUUUACUUGUCUGUAUCUGUAUCACUCAAGUAUCAUUAUACACCAUUUGGUACCAGGUAGUUACCAAUUGUAUUUAAUUAUUUGAAGUGAGUACAAGAAGAAGCAUUUUAUCCCUUUGUCAUUAUUUCUGUUGUUGUAUGAUAUCAUUAUAUUUAGAUAAAUAGAUAGAUAGAUCAGACAAUAAACCUGCGUUCCAUUAAAUCACUUUCCCUCUCAUCUCAGCACUCGAACAUGGAGGACACGAUCCAGUCAGUUAUUAUCAAAGAAGAAAGGUUCGAAGAUUACCUGUACAACAGCACCUCAGACCCAAGUCCUUUUAUAGAGAGCCAAUCCCAGGAGUUGAGUGACCCAGAGAACCCCUCAGAGGAGCCAAAGGACAAAGACUGCGCCGCGGGGCCAAAGCAUUUGAGAAAGCCAAAGAUCAUUGGGGCUCGUCAGGCAAGGCCCAAAAAGGAGAACCACCUUAGCUGCAAACACUGCAGGAAGACAUUCAGCAAACUGAUCCAGCUGAAAGCUCACCAGGCGAUCCAUGCAGCAGCGGAGAAACCUUUUAUCUGCAAGCAGUGUGGUAGAGGUUUUUCCUUUAAACGCAGUUUGGAUGCACACCAGCUGCUUCACACAGGAGAGCGACCACACACCUGUGGCGAUUGUGGUAAAGCUUUCACCCUAAAGCAGCUGCUCAAGAAUCACCAGAGACUCCAUGCAGGGUUGAGACCGUUCCGCUGUGACGAAUGUGGCAAGAGCUUUAACCGGGCCCACGGUCUCAAGAUGCACCAGAUUGUCCACACGGGAGAGAGGAAAUACAACUGUGAGAUCUGCAAGAAGAGUUUCAGUAUACCAGGAAAUCUCCAGAGGCACCAGCGUAUACACACUGGUGAGAAACCGUUCCGUUGCGAUACGUGCGGCAAAAGCUUCAACCAAGCAGACACUCUGAAAGGACACCAGCGGAUCCACACAGGAGAGAGGCCAUUUACCUGUGAGACGUGCGGGAAGUGUUUCAUUCAAAGAAGUGCACUGAAAAUGCACCAAAGGACACAUGCAGGAGAGAGCGCCUUCCUCUGUGUGGUGUGUGGGACAGUCCUGGCUUGCGUCAACUCUCUCAAGACACACCUUCAGACUCACACAGCAGAGAUGCCUUGUAGGUGCUCAGUGUGCGGUAGUAGUCUCAGUUCACUCACUCAUCUCAAAUCGCACCAGCAACUCCACACUAUUGAGAAGCCGCACAGCUGUGGCCUAUGCAACAAGAGCUUCAAGACGGUCAGCUACCUGAACAUACACAUGAAAACUCACACUGGGGAGAGACCGUUCACCUGUGACGUGUGUGGAAGGAUGUUCACUCAACACAGCAGCCUGAAAACCCACCAGGUGGUCCAUACUGGGGAGAAACCUUUCAGCUGUGAAACGUGUGGGAAAUGUUUCAGCAACACUGGGAACCUCAACAGGCACCAGCGGAUACACACUGGAGAGAAGCCUUUUAGCUGUGACCUCUGUGGGAGGAGCUUCAACCAGGGCAACAGCCUCAAAGCCCACAAACAAAUCCACACAGGGGAGAAAUUGUACAUUUGUGACAAAUGCGGGAAGAGUUUUUCCUACCUGAGGAAUCUGAAAGAUCACAAGUGUUACUAUAUGUAAAACCGAUAGGCAUAGCCUCUUAUUGCGAUGGACCACACUUGGUUUGAACAAUUGUCUCGGCAUUAAAAAUGCAUUUAUAGGUCAUUGAGUGGCAUACUAACAUAUGAAGUGUACUCAUUCGAUUGAUUGCCAAGGAAACCUUUUUUGAAGUAUUUAAUUUUAAACUUGACUUGUUUUUUUGAAAUCAACUAUGAUUUUGGAAAAUGAAUAAACAGUUGCCUUUGUGGGGUAGAAAGACUUUGAGUGCAUUGGCUGGUGGUCCAGUAACUGUUCAAUGGAGCAGAAUCGAAUUUAUUUGAGAAGGGUAUACAGUGAGGGAAAAAAG
This is a messenger RNA of Coregonus sp. 'balchen', 6264 nucleotides long. The record is from the annotation of a GenBank genome assembly. Lineage: Eukaryota; Metazoa; Chordata; Actinopteri; Salmoniformes; Salmonidae.